GCUAAAAAAGCGUCGUUUUUUCCUUUUUUUAAAGCGACUGGUUUCACGUUUCUCCGGUAGAAGGUGGCAACCCUGAGUACUCAUCGAGUACGCCAUGAGCCGAUAUUAGUAAAAAGGGAGUGAGUUGUAUUAAGUUUUUAGUGCAAAAAAUACAUCAACUCAAUGUCUUCAGCGGGGUCUAGCGGAUCGGGCCGCGGCAGAGGCGGCCAAGCGGCCGUCGGGGAUCAGAAGGAGGCCAAGGAGUCGAAGCCGAACCCGAAGAUGUCGAAGGCGUUGGGCACGUCGGCGAAGAGGAUCCAGAAAGAGCUCGCGGAAAUCACGCUGGACCCACCUCCAAAUUGCAGUGCCGGACCGAAGGGGGAGAAUUUCUAUGAGUGGGUGUCCACGAUUUUGGGCCCGCCGGGGUCGGUCUACGAGGGUGGCGUGUUCUUCUUGGAUAUACACUUCUCGCCAGAGUACCCGUUCAAACCGCCGAAAGUCACGUUCAGGACGAGGAUUUACCAUUGCAAUAUCAACAGUCAGGGCGUGAUUUGCUUGGAUAUUUUGAAGGAUAAUUGGUCGCCCGCCCUCACUAUUUCCAAGGUUCUCCUAUCCAUCUGCUCUUUGUUAACCGACUGCAAUCCAGCGGAUCCGUUGGUGGGAAGUAUAGCCACGCAGUAUCUUCAGAACCGCGAAGAGCACGAUCGCAUCGCCCGAUUGUGGACCAAACGUUACGCUACGUGAUUGAAUUAUGUGUUAGCACUUCCGUCGAUGUUGCUCCCCUUCGCCAUAAUGGCAAAAUAUGGUCUUUUCAUCUGUCAUGAUUUAUUUCAUAUUGUUUUGUCUUCAGUGUUCAUGUAUUAUGUUAAUUAAAUCAUCCACUACAUGUUUAGUUACAUAAAGAGUAGGAUACGAAAUUACUGUCUAAAAAAAUAUACUCUUCUGGUAAUACAUAAUAUUGUAGUUAUAAAUAACGCAAACGUAAUAUCGGUGAAUUUUUUUUGUGUUGUGGUAAUAAAUUUCUCCUCAGUGGCCAAACAGAAUGUUGUAAUAUGAUUAAUUUUUACGUAAACUUGUAUUUUAGGCACUAAGUGUUAAGUUCCUGGUGAUUAUUUUCUAUUAAAGUUUUGGACAAUAAAUGUUUUUUCUCUUUCGCUAGGUUAAAAUUGUCGGAAAGUAUUAAACGUUACGAUAAGAACUUGUUCUCCAUAUCAUAUUGGUUUUAUGUGUAUUUAUUGAGUGUACUGGAUUUUUAUUUGCAGUUAGGUUCCUGCGAUUUGUGCAAUUAAUAUAACAUGUAGGUUGCCCGCGCAAACUACAUAACUGUUUCGAUUCGAACGAGAAUGUCUUAUUGGUGCAGUUUCCUUCCCAUACCGCUUGUGUAAAGUAUACUUUUUUUACUAAAUUAAGAGAAUAUGGACUAUUCUUCUAGAAGUCGAGUACUGUUUAGUUUAAUUGUAACAAUAAAGUUUUAGUAUGUAACCGACAAA
Zophobas morio is the source of this 1469-nucleotide messenger RNA. RefSeq names its product ubiquitin-conjugating enzyme E2-24 kDa-like. The coding region runs from base 163 to 723 and encodes 186 amino acids. Gene Ontology annotation, molecular function: ubiquitin conjugating enzyme activity. The transcript is spliced from 3 exons. Lineage: Eukaryota; Metazoa; Arthropoda; Insecta; Coleoptera; Tenebrionidae. Gene Ontology annotation, biological process: protein polyubiquitination. The record is from RefSeq and is a predicted model, not a curated record. Gene Ontology annotation, cellular component: nucleus.